Gongylonema pulchrum is the source of this 321-nucleotide messenger RNA. Lineage: Eukaryota; Metazoa; Nematoda; Chromadorea; Rhabditida; Gongylonematidae. The record is from the annotation of a GenBank genome assembly.
AUGACACCAUUUGAAAAUGCAAUAUCUGGUUCGUUAGCAUCCGUUUUUGCUGCAUCUGUCCUCUGCCCAACGGAACUUGUUAAAUGUAAAUUACAAGCACAACGAGAAAUGUUUCCUGGAGUGAAAAGUACGCUAUUUUCAACGUGUCGAGAUGUCUAUAAAAUGCAUGGUUUACGGGCAUUUUACACGGGCAUGGUUGCUACGUUAUGUAGGGAGGUGCCUGGGUAUUUCUUCUUUUUUGGUGCCUAUGAACUAUCACGAUUUUAUUUUACGCCACCUGGAAGAACCAAGGAUGAAAUUGGUAUGUUGGCUCUUACAUAA